Molecule: messenger RNA, 252 nt
Organism: Echinococcus granulosus
Lineage: Eukaryota; Metazoa; Platyhelminthes; Cestoda; Cyclophyllidea; Taeniidae
Product: Prolyl 4-hydroxylase subunit alpha-2
Exons: 1
Coding region: 1-252 (83 amino acids)
Biological process (GO): peptidyl-proline hydroxylation to 4-hydroxy-L-proline
Cellular component (GO): endoplasmic reticulum
Molecular function (GO): procollagen-proline 4-dioxygenase activity
Source: RefSeq, a predicted model, not a curated record
AUGGGUGGAGCGACGGCGUUUACGAAAACAAAAGCAGUAGUGAAACCGGUGGCUCGCUCGCUGGUCUUUUGGUAUAAUCUGUUGCGCAGUGGUGAUGGCGACAUGCGAUCGCGUCAUGGAGCCUGUCCAGUGCUGGUGGGCUGCAAGUGGGUAAUGAACAAAUGGAUUCGCGCCGCUGGACAGGAAUUCUCCCGGCCCUGCUUGCUCCAACGAGAGCCCUUCAAUCCCCAGGACGAGUAUAAUGAUUCCUAA